Messenger RNA from Fusarium coffeatum, 4383 nucleotides. RefSeq lists its product as uncharacterized. Lineage: Eukaryota; Fungi; Ascomycota; Sordariomycetes; Hypocreales; Nectriaceae. Gene Ontology annotation, biological process: transmembrane transport. Gene Ontology annotation, molecular function: ATP binding; ABC-type transporter activity; ATP hydrolysis activity. Bases 1 to 4383 code for a protein of 1460 amino acids. Gene Ontology annotation, cellular component: membrane. The transcript is spliced from 3 exons. The record is from RefSeq and is a predicted model, not a curated record.
AUGCCAGACCCAGUGGAUAAGGAACUUCAGCCUUCUGAUGCUCAAGUAGCUCACCUUCCUCCAACCAAUUUCGAACGAUCUGGUGACUCAGAUGAAGACCAAAUAAAGGAGUUUGGCGAGAAAGGGAACCAAGAAAAGCGACAGUCCAGCGAGUUCAAUGAGAAAGACGAAUCCCGACUUGCAGAUCUUGAAGAAGUCAAGACUGGCGCAUCUGAAGCGCCAACAAUUUCACCGUCGGCACCGGGCCCAGAUCCUCCCCAGAAGAAACCAUGGCACAAGAAACUGAACCCUCUUCGAUGGGGUGCACCACCUCCGAUUCCUGAAAAGCCACUUAAGAGCCGGGAACAUGAUGCAGGUUUCCUUAGCAAGUUGACGUUCCAAUGGAUGGGUCCUUUAAUGCAUGCUGGUUACCGAAGGCCGCUGGAAGCGAAUGAUAUAUGGACAGUCAAUCCGGAUAGAUCUGUCGAGCCUCUGACUCUGAAAAUGAAAGAGUCAUUCCAGAGACGGGUCGAAAACGGCGAAAAGCACCCUUUAUUCUGGGCUAUGCACGAAACCUUCAAGGUCGAAUUUUGGACUGGCGGCGCAUGUGCACUCUACACCAGUAUAAUUCAAGUCAUCAGUCCUUUCACGCUCCGAUAUCUAAUUCAGUUCGCCGCCGAUGCUUACGUUGCUAACCAGACUGGGGGGCCACCACCUCAUAUCGGUAAAGGUGUUGGCCUGGCCGUUGGUAUUACCUUGAUGCAAAUCACCCAGAGUCUGGGAACCAACCAUUACAUCUACCGAGGUAUGACAGUGGGUGGUCAGAGCAGAGGAGUUCUGAUUGGUCUUAUCUACGAAAAGUCGCUGGUCAUCUCUGGUCGUGCUAAAGCUGAGGGUGCUCUGCAAAGUAAUGCCCCUGGCGCAAAUGACGAUGCUCAAAACGAGAAGAAGGCAAAGAAAGCAAAGAAGGCAAAGAAAGCAAAGAAGGCCAAGCCGGACGCUUCAGAUGGUACUGGUUGGGGCAACGGUCGAAUCACCGCCCUGCAGAGUGUUGACACAUACCGUGUUGACCAAGCCUCUGCUCUGUUUCACAUGGUAUGGACGUCGCCAAUCCUGUGUCUUCUUACACUGGCCCUUCUCCUGGUAAACAUUACCUACAGUGCCUUGGCUGGUUACGGUCUUCUUGUUAUUGGCAUGCCCUUCUUGACAAAAGCGAUCCGAAGUCUGUUUCAUCGACGACGAGCUAUCAAUCAGAUCACCGAUCAACGUGUAUCUCUCACCCAAGAAAUUUUACAGUCUGUUCGUUUUGUCAAGUAUUUUGGUUGGGAAAAGGCCUUCCUGGAACGUCUCGGAAACUUCAGAAACAAGGAGAUCCACGCCAUCCAGAUCCUGCUUGCCAUCCGAAACGCUUUGAACGCCGUCAGCAUGUCGCUACCCAUCUUCGCCUCCAUGCUUUCCUUCAUCUGCUACUCUCUGACACAUAGUGGACUUACAGCUGCCGAAGUCUUCUCCUCGCUAGCUUUGUUCAACGGCCUCAGAAUACCCCUGAACCUGCUACCAUUGGUUUUGGGUCAAGUAAUCGACGCAUGGGGCUCCGUUCAGCGAAUUCAGGAGUUUCUGCUUCAGGAAGAGACAGUUGAAGAUAUGAUCUUUGACAGUACUGGAGAUGAUGCGAUUCGGCUUGAAGAUGCCUCAUUUACUUGGGAGAAGUCUCAUAAAGAAGAAGCCAGCAAGGACGAGAAAACCAAGAAGGAAAGGGCCAAGGACAACCAUGCUCGUUCUCCCCAGAAUGAGUCCUCUGGCGAUGAUACGAGCACUCUUGUUGAGGAGCGGGAACCCUUCAAGCUUCAAGAUCUCAACUUCGACGUUAAAAGAAACGAACUUGUUGCCGUCAUUGGAUCAGUUGGUAGUGGCAAGAGUUCUCUGCUUUCUGCCCUGGCUGGAGACAUGCGAAAGACAAAUGGCCAGGUCACAUUCGGCUCGUCAAGAGCAUUCUGUCCUCAAUAUGCCUGGAUUCAAAACACCACACUGAAGAACAAUAUUGUGUUUGGCAAAGAUCUUGAUAAGGCUUGGUACAACAAAGUCAUUCAAGCUUGUGCCCUUCAAGCGGAUAUUGAUAUGCUCCCUAACGGUGACUUGACGGAGAUUGGUGAACGUGGUAUUACCAUCUCUGGUGGUCAGAAGCAGCGUCUUAACAUUGCCCGAGCUAUUUACUUCGAUGCCGACAUCGUUCUCAUGGACGAUCCUCUCAGCGCCGUCGACGCUCACGUCGGACGCCACAUCUUCGAUAACGCCAUUCUUGGCCUUCUCAAGGAUAAAUGCCGUGUUCUGGCUACUCAUCAGCUCUGGGUCCUUAGCCGAUGUGACCGCAUUAUCUGGAUGGAGAAUGGCAAGAUUCAGGCCAUCGAUACCUUCGAGAAAUUGAUGAAGGACCAUAAAGGUUUCCAAGCACUAAUGGAGACGACUGCCGUUGAAGAGAAGCGUGAAGAGGUCAAGAAGCCUGAUGACGGUGAGGAGCCUACCGCAGACGAGAAGAAGAAGAAAAAGAGGAAGGGCGCUGCACUCAUGACUCAAGAAGAGAGGGCUAGCGCCAGCGUCUCGUGGUCUGUCUAUGCUGCUUACAUCAAGGCAUCUGGAUCGAUAUUGAAUGCUCCGCUGGUAUUGUUUCUCCUUAUCAUAUCUCAAGGAGCCAACAUCGUUACAAGUCUAUGGCUGUCGUACUGGACUUCGGACAAGUUCAAUCUGUCAACAGGUGUGUACAUCGCCAUCUAUGCAGCACUCGGCGUCGUACAGGCUAUCCUGAUGUUUGCCUUCUCGGUCGUCUUGUCUAUUCUUGGUACAAAGUCGAGUAAAGUCAUGCUUCGAAUCGCUGUGACUCGCGUUUUGCGAGCACCCAUGUCUUUCUUCGACACAACUCCUCUAGGUCGUAUCACGAACCGCUUCUCGAGAGAUGUUGAUGUUAUGGACAACAACCUCUCAGAUGCGCUUCGUAUGUUCUUGCUUACUAUGGGUAUGAUCACGUCUGUUUUCAUCCUCAUCAUUGCGUUCUAUUACUACUUCGUCAUCGCCCUUGUCCCUCUAUACGUUGCGUUCGUCAUCGCAGCUAUCUACUAUCGUUCAUCGGCUCGAGAGGUCAAGCGUUUCGAGUCUGUUCUUCGAUCGCAUGUCUUCGCUAAGUUCGGAGAGGGUCUUACUGGAGUAGCAUCUAUCCGAGCAUAUGGCCUUCAGGAUCGCUUCGUUAGCGAGUUGCGCGAGUCAAUCGAUAACAUGAACGGUGCAUAUUAUAUCACAUUCGCCAACCAACGAUGGCUGUCUAUGCGCAUUGAUCUCAUCGGUGUGCUUCUCGUUUUUGUCACAGCCAUUCUUGUUGUCACUUCGCGUUUCUCCAUCAAUCCUUCUACUGGUGGUCUCGUUCUGAGUUACAUCUUGUCAAUUGUGGGCAUGAUGCAGUUCUCUGUUCGCCAGCUCGCUGAAGUGGAGAAUGCCAUGAACGCUGUGGAGAGACUUUACUACUAUGGCACGGAGCUUGAAGAGGAGGCCCCUUCGCAUACAGUUGAAGUACGCAAAUCAUGGCCUGAGAAGGGUGAGAUUGUGUUUGACAAUGUCGAGAUGCGAUAUCGAGCUGGCCUUCCGUUGGUUCUCUCAGGGUUGACAAUGCACGUCAAGGGCGGCGAGCGUAUUGGUAUUGUCGGACGUACUGGUGCUGGAAAGAGCUCUAUCAUGAGCACUCUCUUCCGUCUGGUAGAGAUCUCUGGUGGCAAGAUUACCAUUGAUGGACUUGAUAUCUCCACCCUUGGUCUUCACGAUCUUCGAUCCCGUCUCGCGAUCAUCCCGCAAGAUCCUACCCUCUUCCGAGGAACUGUUCGUAGCAACCUCGAUCCUUUCAACGAACAUACCGAUCUUGAACUAUGGUACGCACUUCGCAAGGCAGAUCUUGUACCUGCCGAUGCCGAAACACCCGAAGAAGCCCGCCGUACAAACGACCCUUCUCGGAUUCAUCUCGACACACCCGUCGAAGAAGAUGGCCUCAACUUCUCGCUUGGCCAACGGCAGCUUAUGGCCCUUGCGCGAGCUCUUGUCCGAGGUGCCCAGAUCAUCGUCUGUGACGAGGCCACCUCCUCAGUCGACAUGGAGACAGACGACAAGAUCCAGGCUACCAUGGCGGUUGGCUUCCGAGGCAAGACGCUGCUGUGUAUUGCUCAUCGACUACGCACCAUCAUUGGCUACGAUCGAAUCUGUGUCAUGGAUGCUGGCCGCAUCGCUGAGCUGGAUACUCCACUGCAGCUUUGGAAACAGGGUGGCAUCUUCCGCAGCAUGUGUGAUCGCAGCGGUAUCAGAAUGGAGGAUAUCAACGGCGCAAGGGAGGAACUCGGCAGUGCGGUGGGAGAGUCGAGUGGCCAGUGA